This is a messenger RNA of Parasteatoda tepidariorum (common house spider), 495 nucleotides long. Its product is annotated as NPC intracellular cholesterol transporter 2 homolog a-like. NCBI's taxonomy places the organism in Eukaryota, Metazoa, Arthropoda, Arachnida, Araneae, Theridiidae. The record is from RefSeq and is a predicted model, not a curated record.
AUGGCCAAUAAUUUUGUUCUUUUGGUUUAUUAUUUUGCUGUUGUGCAUUGGGUCUUUGCUGGACGAAUCGAAUACCAAGACUGUGAAGGGAUUACAAAUAGCUCGAGCAAUGUUACCCUAGAAAUGUCUGAUUGUCCUAGUGGUAGCAACUGUACUUUGGUGAAAGGUUACACAUAUUACAUGACCACAAAAUUUACUUUACAAGAAAAUGUAAAGAACAUGCUUGUUCGAGUUUCGGGUGUGAUGGGUCGCGUUAGGAUGCCAUACACGAAGGACAAGCCUGUGUGCUCGGAAGUGACCACAGAGGACGGAGAAAACUGUGACCCACAAAUCGGAUUUCAAAAAGGAAAGUCAUAUUCACACGUCUUGAAUCUUCCCGUCCGAAACAUCUUUCCCGAAAUAUCUAUGAGAAUUAGAACAGAGUAUUUCGACAGUUCCAGAUUAACAGACAACAGCAUUAAACUUUGCUUUGAAGUUCCCAUCAAGAUAAAGUAA